Sphenostylis stenocarpa is the source of this 705-nucleotide messenger RNA. NCBI's taxonomy places the organism in Eukaryota, Viridiplantae, Streptophyta, Magnoliopsida, Fabales, Fabaceae. The record is from the annotation of a GenBank genome assembly.
AUGGCGGUUAAAGAGUUUCACUCAGAUCAAGAAGCAGGAAAUGAAGAAAGCACCCUACUGCAGCUAGAUCCAUACGAAGAGGAAGAAGAGACCCUCUCUCUUUGUGACCUUCCUAUUUACAGUGGCUCCAUUAAUUCAGCUAAAUGGGAUGGUGAUUUCUCAAAAGAAGAUGAAAAAAGCUUUGGUGAUGACGAUGAUAAUCUGUUCGAGUUCUUCAGUGAAGAAUUCACCACUUCAAGUAAGAGUGCAGUUGCAGAGAACAUAAUCUUCUGCGGCAAACUCAUUCCCUUCAAGGAUAUUCCUCCACGUGUUGAUGAAAGCCACAGCACUGCACGCGGGAAUGUGCAAAAGGGUAUUGCAAAACGCGGUUUAAAGGGUUCAAAGAGUUUUGCAUGUGACUACACGUCGAUGGGGAAGGUGUCGCUGGUGAGGAGCACCACCAAGUCCAGGUGGUUUUUGUUUAUGUUUGGGAUGUCCAAGUUGUCGAGCACUACUGAGAUGGAGCUGAGGGACAUCAAAAGCAGACAGAGCCGGAGGGAACCGGCGGCGAUGUUUCCGGCGACGGAGGACGGCGAAGAAGAUGCCGUGAAGGGGAAGAAGAGAAGCUGUAAAGGGAUGUGGAAGUUGUUGAAGUCAAUCACCAUGGUCUUAGGUUGCCGCAGUAGUAAGCUUGCAAACGACGUCGUAAAGGCUGCUUUGGUGUGA